Messenger RNA from Cucurbitaria berberidis CBS 394.84, 801 nucleotides. RefSeq lists its product as uncharacterized. The transcript has a single exon. The record is from RefSeq and is a predicted model, not a curated record. NCBI's taxonomy places the organism in Eukaryota, Fungi, Ascomycota, Dothideomycetes, Pleosporales, Cucurbitariaceae. The annotation marks the transcript as partial.
AAUACGUAUUACUGUGAUCCUCAAGGCGAUUUGGUGGACGAGGUUAUUAAGCAAGUUUUCCUUGCUGAAUCGAGGGUUUUCCCGGGUCAGAUGAUGAGUUCGCCGCGCCAUAUGCAUGUCGUGGAUCUCGAAGCAUACUUUGGAACUGAAGAUGUUCUCCUACAAGAAGCGAAGCCUCGGCUGUGUGAUGCUGUUGCUACGAUACUGUCGCACACGAGUCAUCAGUGUCUAGAAGCAUUCUUAGACCCGACUAUCAAAGAGUUUGCGUACCGACGCGAACUAGAUCGCAACAAGGCUGGUCUUAUCCUCAUUAUCCGCCGAAAAGGUAAUGAGGUGUUCGCUGGUGCAUAUCGCAACUUUGGGUUCACCCUACAAUGGUCACUCUACGUCAAGUCGCUCAUCAACGCCAUCGGCCAAUGGCACGAAGUGUACGCCGCUCUGAAGCCCGGCAUGACUCCUAUUGUGAACGGUGUGCCACAGUGGGAUGCAUUCGAACUAGAUGAUGUCCAUUCUGAGACGGAGAGGCUAAACGACGGAUCGCCGAGGAAGAUCGAGCUGUCGAGUCCGAAGAAGAAAUCUGCGCAUGACAACCUCAGCCCCACAGAUCCAAAGUUCAUGCUCUAUCAAAGCCGACUUCUGGCAAAGUAUCUGCUCUGGGAUAUUUGGGUCAGAUUUGAUGGCUUAUGUGAGUGCAGGGCGACCUGGGAGGCGGAUGGAGAGGUAAGGGAUGUCAGGGUGAAGAGAGCGCUUGUAGGUUUUGGGGAUAUAGAGCUAGAGGAGUCCACGGCGGAUAUGAUCUGA